AGUUUUUUGUGAUAUCACUAAUAUCACUGAGCACAAAGAAAAAUGUCCCGGAUUGCUGAUAAUUUGGGCCUUCAGCCGCCUUUCAUACAAACCGGAGGAUUGGAUAGUCUUGAUGCGUUAAUAAAUAUAUACAAUAACUCUAGCGAUGAUGUGAAAAAUUUAUUGACAAGAGAAUGCACUAUCCUUUUGCAAUGUUGUUACUGCUGCAAUUUCUUUCGUUAUCCUUUCGACUAUUUGACGCACAAACGUGUCUAUUGUCGCGCAUCAUGUUCGACUACUGCGUCCGCAUUCAGCGCUAUGGCUGUAGAUUUCGCAGAAAAAGCCCUUGGAGAAAUUCGAAACGGCAAUCAAAAUAAAAAGGAAGCAGCAUCACCACAGCAGAAAAACAGAGGAGAAGUAGGGACAUCAUCCGGCACGAAAACCAGUUCGCAGCCGCCGAAACGUGCCAAAGUCAUUCUCAAGCGAACAAAUCUUAUCAACCUUGUCAAUAAACGCAUGAAACAUUACGCAGUAUCAUUACCGAACUCGAAGCACAAAUUGGAAUUACAUACACCGUCUCGUGUAUCACGUGAUGUGGCAGCAACAACAUUCGUAGAAGGACAACAGGUUAUGGAAUCAAUCCCACAUGCACUGGUAACAACAGACAUAAUACGACCGGGUCAGGUUCCAAUUCUUAUUCCACAGGACGAUUCAAGUCGUUGUCGCGAAAUGAACCUUCUUGAUCAUAAAGAUGAUAGCUCAAAAAAUGGUGUCGCUCGAAAACUUGGGACUGAAGAACUUAAAAUUUUGGAACGUAUGGGCAAAUACCAAACACUGAUGGUUGAUCUGAGCUUACUUACUUGUUCACACAGUGAUUGCAAAGAAAAGCAACCAUUUUCAUCACUCUUCACGUUUGCAUAUCAUCUUACUGUGAAACAUAAUCACCGUGCUACAUCAAACAAACGAAUCCCAUGUUAUUUGUGUGAUUUUGAAUCUGAGACAUAUACUACGUUGAUCGAACAUUUGAAAAAUGCGCACGAACAAUAUUAUCAAGAGUACGUCACAGCCCGUUCGACAUCCGAGGAGCUUAAGCGAGGCCGGAAAGGAAAGCAGUCAAAAGCUAUACUAAUGGGGGAACGAAACUUGAAUCCAUUAUCCGUUGAUUCUCUUGGGAAGGAAGAAUCGUUUGAUGGAUCAGAGGGGAUUGGAUAUGAUUCAGUUCCUGUACUGGAACCGAUGACAAAUAUGGAAGCUGAAAAUAUUGAGUUGGCAGUAAAAGAUAGUGUGGAUUACAUCAUUGCAGUUAUUUGUGGGGAAGUCGAAAAGGCUCCGGUAUUGGAGGAUAGUAAAUAUGAGUUGAACACACAAUUUUUGCGUAAUGAACCUUCUUCGAGGCCGCAACUGCGACCGGAAAAACGUACAUAUCUUAAUCACGAAAAGACAGGACAGCUUACAAAAUUGGGUACAUCUGUUUCGAAGAAGAAAAAGCAUGGUCCGAUUCGCCUGCGCAUAGCGCGUAAACGAAUUGUGGGAAAUAUGCCGACGGGUCGAGUAGCUGGUCCUAGCAGAAUCUCGCACGGAAGUGAUGAAGAAGGAAAGCACGAAACUGAAUUGCCGAAGAAAAGUGGUCAAGAGCGUAAACCGAAACCAAAAGCUUGUCAAAUAGCGAAGAACGAUAUUGAGAAGGAUGAGCAGAGUGGAAAUAGUGACGAAGCUAAAGAUGGUCGUAAACAGCGUCCUUCACGUCAACGACUGAUCUCAAACAAAUCUAUAAAAGUUGCAUUUAUUUGUUAUAGCAAUGUUGUGACUGGUAACCACGAACUGGAUGGUAGUGCAGCACGAUCGCCAAUUGCUUUAUCUUCAGCUGGACCCUCUUCAACUGGUGCAGAAAGUACCAGAGAUAUAAUGACCAAGAAAACCUGUCGUUUACAGUAUACUCCACGAGCACGAAGAAUGAAAUAUGGAGAUGAUUUGUUAUCCAACAUCAAUGAAGAAGAAAUUGCAAGCACCUCAUCAAAAGAUGCAAAGAGACAGACAGCUAGCGACAGCGCAAACAUAGCAUCAGGUGAUGGGCGCUCCGCAUCGCAAUCUCGUCGUAAGCAAGAUCUCUCAACAAUCCAUGAAAAUAAUGAGGUUAUGAUUGUACGUUAUCCAAACGGUGAAGCACCUCUUCAGAAGGAUCUCGCUCAAAUUCCUGUCUACCUUACUGCAAAACAACGCGAUCUGUUUCUCUCAUUAAUUCACUCUACUUCAUCUUCAGGUGAUGGCGCAUCAAGUGCUCAUAAACGUAUGCAGUGCGGUGACAUUAUUGCGAAUAUACCGGAAUAUGAAGCAAGCACUAAAUACAUUUCAAAAGCAUAAUGAUUUGCAUAAUUUCAUUGGAUUAGACGAAAGAGAGAUGGCGAUAAAAUUCAAAUGAGCUUUGUCACCCUCACUCUGAUGUGCAGAAGAUACUUCGUCUGAUAGAUAAUUUGGCAGAUGCUAUGGGUUCUGUAUUGUCGAGAACUGCUUUAUAGUAUUUUGUUCUAGUCUGUCUCAUCUUGAACAUAUAUAUAUGUGCGGACGG
This is a messenger RNA of Loa loa (African eye worm), 2545 nucleotides long. Its product is annotated as zinc finger protein. The transcript has 18 exons. NCBI's taxonomy places the organism in Eukaryota, Metazoa, Nematoda, Chromadorea, Rhabditida, Onchocercidae. Bases 43 to 2340 code for a protein of 765 amino acids. The record is from RefSeq and is a predicted model, not a curated record.